Messenger RNA from Paramuricea clavata, 477 nucleotides. Lineage: Eukaryota; Metazoa; Cnidaria; Anthozoa; Malacalcyonacea; Plexauridae. The record is from the annotation of a GenBank genome assembly.
AUGGCCGACGUGCUGAACAGAGCGAGUUUCAAGCGCGAGAUAUCGAGUCAAAAGACGAAAAAUCGGACAAUAUACAACAAUUUCGAGAGAAAACAUACCAUUAUUGCGGGGGAACAUAUCCACACAGGGAAAGAAUGUCGAAAAUGCGGCAAAUCGAAUCAUUUCGCGAAAGUUUGUCGUGGCAAGCAACAAACGGCGUCGAAAUCCCCAUACACGAAACAACAGCACAAGCAAAGGCAGGACAAAGAGCCUAUCCAUCCAAUACACGAAGCUGAGAGUGAUUCUGACAGGACCGAGGACUAUUUAUACACUGUCCAUACACCUAAAAAGUCACCUACGGUUCGUGUAACUAUUAACAAGCAUUGCUUUAAUGCUACACUUGAUACAGGCGCAUCAUUAAACGUAAUUGAUAGAGCUACGUAUGAAAAAAUGGACGGAGUUAAACUUAAAAGAACAAUACAACAAACAAUAUGCUGA